Messenger RNA from Exophiala spinifera, 1641 nucleotides. RefSeq lists its product as uncharacterized. The record is from RefSeq and is a predicted model, not a curated record. NCBI's taxonomy places the organism in Eukaryota, Fungi, Ascomycota, Eurotiomycetes, Chaetothyriales, Herpotrichiellaceae. The coding region runs from base 1 to 1641 and encodes 546 amino acids. The transcript is spliced from 4 exons.
AUGGCAACCGCCAUCAGCGAGUCCUCCCCGCUUCUGCCGCAGCAUAGAACGUCAACUGAUUCUUCUGCCCGCCCCAGCAUACGAUCUGCUCGAACUGUCACCUUCAACCCGAUGACUUCGGUCAGUUCACAGUCCGGGGCAACGUCCUCGGGCUCCUUGAGACCUUCACAAAGUCCAUCGGCGGCUCUCGGCGGCCCGGCUCAACAAAAGCGCGAACAACAACCUAUGCUGAGUGCCCUGAACUCGAAACUGCGGAGAAGAAAUAGUCAUGGUGCGCCUCUACCCACCACGCAGCCGUUCACCGGAGCUCCUCGGCCUGGUGCCCAGAGGACGACCAAGACAACAGAAAAGCUCAAAAUCCUGCCAAACCCCGAUAUCGAGGAGCCUGAUGAAGAGAGCGGUCGAGAUGUAUAUUCGCAAUUUACGAGGAUCAAAGAUCCAAACGCUAGAAGGGACGCUGCAAGGCUCGGAAAGGCGGACAGAGACAAGCUACCAAGAGUCACGGCUUACUGUAUUGCCCAAGGUUAUCGCCUCGAUGCCAUUAUGAAAUUCAUGAAGUCCAGAGCCAAGACGAGGGGCGCCAAUCCAAAGCUGUUCGACGAAUGUCUUUACAGCCCCUACGACUAUGAUUACCUGAAGAAGAAUGACAAGAACAAGCCCAGCAGCAGAGGCAAUAGUCCCGUGCAGGAGAGAUUCGCCAGAGCCAUGGCUAGCCCGAGGUUGACGCCUGCCGAAAGGAGGUACUCGGACAGCGUGGUCGAGGUAGAAGAUAACAAGAAGCAGAGAAGAGGAGAACUGGCAGAUCUACAGGAGGAGAUGGGCCACCCUGGCAUGAUCACAGAGUCCUCGGAAAUGGCUAUCGAUGCGUCACCGUCGACAGUCGAUCUUGGAGAGUUGGGCCCUGACUUUGAACACGAACGCUCGAGUUCUGAGUUCUCCACCACCGUGCACACACCCGAGGUCUUCAUCUUUGACUACGGUACUGUGGUGAUUUGGGGAAUGACUGUUCAGCAAGAGCAACGCUUUCUGAACGACAUGUCCAAGUUCAGCGAUGCACCCUUGCCCACCGAAAGUGUGCAGACAGAGAACUUCAACUUCUACUAUACCAAGGAGUACCAGGCCCGGAUCUACAAUGACUUUAUCAGUCUGCGUGAACCUCGCAACCAUAUGAUAAAGUUAGCCAUCAGCCACGCUUUGUCGCAAAGCGUCAAGACGAGUUUAUUCGAAGAUCUCGUCAGCGAGACAAUUGACGCGACGAGUCCUUUGCCCGCGGUGAUUGCUCAGACGGGCAGUGUGAAUUUGACAAGGCGACAACUGAAUAUGCAGAUGGGAGAACUAUUUAUUCUCAGAAUCAACAUUCAUCUGCAAGGGAGCGUCCUUGACAGUCCAGAGCUGAUGUGGGCAGAACCACAUCUAGAGCCAGUUUAUGCUGCCGUCAGGAGUUAUUUGGAAAUCGAGCAACGCGUGACUUUACUUACUGAGCGACUGGAUGUUAUUGCUGAUCUGUUGGCUGUUUUGAGAGAACAAGGAAGUCGAAGACAUGGUGAGGUGCUUGAAUGGAUUGUUAUUGUGCUCAUCGCAGCGGAAAUUCUGGUUGCUGCCAUCAACAUUGUGGUCGACCUCUACGCUGGUGUGGACUGA